This is a messenger RNA of Klebsormidium nitens, 1584 nucleotides long. The record is from the annotation of a GenBank genome assembly. Lineage: Eukaryota; Viridiplantae; Streptophyta; Klebsormidiophyceae; Klebsormidiales; Klebsormidiaceae.
AUGGAAGGCACCCCCAGAGGCAGAGGGGUGGAAGCCUCAUCCCAGAUUCAAACAGAUCUAUUCGCGCGAGGAUGGAAAGAUCUAUUCGGCGAUUUCGGGGCAAUUGUGAAAGGUACCCCUCAACAAACAAUUGACUGGCUACUGAUGAUCCAGGAUGGGGAGAAACGAAUUCCUUACCAGAGGCAGGUAUUCGUGCUAGAAUGCAAGCUCGAGCGACUGCUGGCACCUGGGAUGGUCUGCGACAGGAUCGUUGAAAAUAGAGAUGCUCGUGACGAGGAGCCUGAUGAUUCUUGGGCUAAUUUACGUCCACGAAAGCGGACGUCUCAGGAUAGCGGGCUGCAAGCGGAGCAAGCAGCAGUGGCGGGGAAGCAUCUGGUGGCUGUCGGGGACCUGUACGACUUCUUCGAGAAGGGGGAGCGUCCAAGUGUCGAAGACCAUAGGUCGGUGUUCGAAAAGCUCUUGUUGGGGUUUCCCGACCACCCCGAGGCUGGGGGGGAGUAUGCGGAAGCACUGCGACGGGUCGCUCAGCAAGCUCUGGCGAUUGAGCCGGAUCGCGUCCUCUUCAAGGCCUACCCGCGGAAUAUCGGAAGCGGGGUGGAGCGGAUCGAGAAAGGCGAGGGAGAUCCACUUUACGUCGUGGACAUGGGAGUCUUCCUAUGGACAUCCCAGCAUGCGGCUGGUGUGCAUCGGGAUGGUUCCCCAGUGGAUGCAGACGGCACCUGCGAGAAAGGCUGCGGCCCCGCUGCCUUCAUCAAAGAAGUGAUGAAGAAGAUGAACGCGAACGUGGACAAUCUCAUCAUGAGCCUUACCCGCAACAUAGAGACCCCCGUUGGGAAGGCUUCGGAGGAGCUGGAGCCCGACGCAGAGACGGAGAAGGAGGGGGAGAAGCUACCGGAGCCGGAUACAGAGAAGGAACCAGACUGGCUGCAGGACGAGGCAGAAUGGAAAUUGGGGGAGGUAGACUCAGAGUCUGCGGGGGCACCGCAGGAGGAGGGCGAUCCACACGAGGUGGUAGGUCAGAAGAGGAAGUCGCGGGGGGGCGAGCAACUGGGUGCAGCGGAGAAGAGGGCGAGGCUUAGUGCUGAAGAAGCACGUGCACAGCAGAGAAUAGUGAGCCAGUGUUUGGACCCUUCGAAGUGGCUGCAACGCGAGCCUUGCACCGGAGGGAUUCACACCGAGCCAAACUUCGACGGCACGUUCUGCUGCGAAAUUCCCGCACUGACUCGCAUCGGUGAGCUCCACGGAGGUGUCGGGGUUUAUUCCGACACCCAGGCCCACGAGUCCCUCGCCGACCUGCGCAGCCUCGGGCUGGAGGAGUUCGCGGACGUCAUCAUCCAGCUGACGGGGCUGUUUGGCGUGCCGACGGCAAAGGUCAACAUCUUCUGGUCGGUGGCUGGAGAAGUGACAGCUUUCAAUCAGGCUGGAAAUCUCUACUUCAACAUGGCCUACUCAUUCUCCAGCUGGAAGUGGUUUGUGAUAGUGGCCCACGAGCUAGCACACAACGUGGAGAAAGAGCACGGUAUUAGAUUUGUUAAGGCCUUAGAGCAUCUGAUAACUGACAGUGGCUGCAAAUUUGAGGGCUGA